Molecule: messenger RNA, 427 nt
Organism: Rhizophagus irregularis DAOM 181602=DAOM 197198
Lineage: Eukaryota; Fungi; Glomeromycota; Glomeromycetes; Glomerales; Glomeraceae
Source: RefSeq, a predicted model, not a curated record
AUGGAAAUUGAAGAUGUUCCAAUACCACCAAAAAGAGAAUAUGAUAUAAAAAUGGAUAUUGAUGGUGAAAGAAAAAGAGGAUUUUCUAAUAAAGAAGAUAGAGAUAAAGCAUAUCGAUCAAGAAGAAGAUAUAACCAAUGUGAAAGAUGUGGAUUAAGAGGUCAUUUUAUAAAAGAAUGUUCAAAUCCAGGAAUGAAAAGAGGAAAUAAAAAUAUUAGAGUACGAGUUAAUGUACCACCAGAAAAAUAUGUAAUGGAUAUGUAUAAUGAAAAAGCAAAUAUAACAUAUGGACAAAUUUAUAAUGAAAAUCCAAAAUUUAGAAGAAUAGCUAGAAAUUAUGAUGAAGAUGAUAAUGCAUGACUACACUCGGACCAACAAAUAAAAAGUGCAGAUAAUAAAAGUGAAACUAGAGCAAUGAGAAGUGAAG